Molecule: messenger RNA, 1500 nt
Organism: Protopterus annectens (West African lungfish)
Lineage: Eukaryota; Metazoa; Chordata; Ceratodontiformes; Protopteridae
Product: vomeronasal type-2 receptor 26-like
Exons: 5
Coding region: 1-1500 (499 amino acids)
Biological process (GO): G protein-coupled receptor signaling pathway
Cellular component (GO): membrane
Molecular function (GO): G protein-coupled receptor activity
Source: RefSeq, a predicted model, not a curated record
AUGGAAGAAGAACAGACGGGGAUGGGGACAGAGACAGUCCAACAACCAGGAAUGGCGGGAUUACAAUUAGUAGAAUAUUGUGAAGAAUCUAUCAAUAACAGCUUAUUGUUAGAUUUAAAUGUUGAUACUUCUAUUGAUGCAACUAACAUUGAUGGCAUUGUUUGUAGAAAAAAUUAUUUUAACAUCUUUAAUUACACUGGAUUGGAGCUUAGCGAUGAGUAUUUUACACUAUUCUCAAAGGGGAUGAAGACACUGAAAUUUGGUGAGAGAGUGUUUUUCUUUGAUGCAAGUGGAAAUCCACCAGCAGCAUAUGAUUUUUUAAACUGGCAGGUGACUCCGGCGGGUACCUUUCAGCAGGUGAAUGUGGGCAAGUUUGACUCUGCUAAUCCCCUUGGUCAGCAGCUGUCCUUGAAUGUAAAGCAGAUUGUAUGGAAUGGAGGUGGAGAACAGAUUCCAGUGUCUGUCUGCAGUGAAAGUUGUCAUCCUGGAUACAAACAAAUAAAGCAACAGGGUAGGCCUGUCUGCUGCUUUGAUUGUGUUCCAUGUUCAGAAGGAACAAUUGCAAACUUAAGUGAUUCAGUUGAGUGUCUAAAGUGUCCAGAUGAGGAAUGGCACAAUGAACAAAGAGAUUACUGCAUCAUGAAACCAGUCGAAUUUCUUUCAUUUGAAGAACCCUUGGGCAUGGCACUAACUUCCAUUACUAUUGUGAGUGCACUGCUUCCUGCAGUCAUUUUGAUUGUGUUUAUCAAGCAUAGAGAGACACCUAUUGUUAAAGCCAACAACCGGGACAUUAGCUAUACUCUCCUUUUGGCCCUCAUCUUGUGUGCUCUCUGCUCAUUUAUUUUCAUUGGGCGCCCAUCCAAAAUAACAUGCAUGCUCCGACAGCAAACAUUUGCUGUAGCCUUUGCUUUGUGUAUCUCUUGUGUACUGGCUAAAACAACAAUGGUAGUUAUUGCAUUUAAUGCUACAAAACCAAAUAGCAGCCUAAGGAAGUAUGUUGGUCCAACCCUUCCUAAUAUUAUAGUCCUUGUCUGCACAUUGGUUCAGGUCACCAUUUGUGUCACAUGGUUACAAACACUUACACCUUUUGUAGAAAGAAAUAUGAAGUCACAACCUGGAAAAGUAAUACUUCAGUGCAAUGAGGGCUCGGUCAUUGCCUUCUGGUGCAUUCUUGGAUACAUGGGCAUUCUUGCCAGUAUAAGUUUUCUAUUAGCCUUUUUGUCUCGAAACCUACCAGACAGUUUUAAUGAGGCAAAAUACAUCACCUUCAGUAUGAUUGUGUUUGGCAGUGUAUGGCUGUCAUUCAUCCCUGCAUACCUGAGCACAGCUGGUAAGUAUAUGAUUGCUGUUGAGCUAUUCGCCAUCUUAUCAUCAAGCACUGGUAUGCUUGCCUGCAUAUUUAUUCCCAAGUGUCAUAUUAUCUUGCUAAGACCUGAAAUGAAUAGUAAAGAAUAUCUCAUAGGGAAAGGGUCUGUUAAUAAAACCAUUAAAGUGUUCUGA